Molecule: messenger RNA, 4058 nt
Organism: Dermatophagoides pteronyssinus (European house dust mite)
Lineage: Eukaryota; Metazoa; Arthropoda; Arachnida; Sarcoptiformes; Pyroglyphidae
Product: calpain-9-like
Biological process (GO): proteolysis; tyrosyl-tRNA aminoacylation
Cellular component (GO): cytoplasm
Molecular function (GO): calcium ion binding; calcium-dependent cysteine-type endopeptidase activity; ATP binding
Source: RefSeq, a predicted model, not a curated record
UAUUAAGACUGAGUUUCUCGAAUGAUCUAUAAAUGACAAAUAAAAUCAUCUUUUGAUCUUUUGUUUUGCUUAUCCAAUCCAAUCUCUCUACUGAUGUCUAUUUGAAUUGUUUGUAAUAAAAGUGUUGCAAAUAAAGAAUGGCCGCUGCAAUUGUCAGCGAUAUUAUAAAUUGUUUUCAUUUUGAAAAUGGGAAAAUUGUAUUUCGGCCCCCGGGUCGAAAAAAUACCGCUGACGGUAAUAAGGACCCUGGUCCGAAUUUAGGCAACAUAAUGGGCAUGUUGAGCCAAUUUCGUGGCCCAGCAAUCAAUAUCAUACGCAAUGUUGCCAAUGAAAUCGGCAAGGAAUUGAAAAUUGGUCAUGUCGUUGAAAAAGUGGAAAAAAUGGAUGAAAAAAUACUGGAAGAAUUAAAAAAUGCCCAAUGGAAAUACAAAAAUCAAAAAUCCAAUCUAAUCAAAUCGGAUUGGCGUGAAUCCAUUACAUCGCUCAAACCACAGGAUCAUUUCUUUAAGCUCGGUGAACGAAGAUCCGGUCUAACAUCAAAUUAUUCUGGUCCACCGCAGGAUUAUGCAAAAUUGAAGGAAAAAUGUCUUCUGGAAGGACAGCUGUUUGAUGAUCCAGCAUUUCCAGCAAAUGACCAAUCCUAUUAUCUUCAUGGACGUGGUCCACGCAAAUUCAAAUGGUUACGACCGAAUCAGAUUGUCAAUCAUCCCAAAUUCAUCAGCCAUGGUGCAGCUCGUUUCGAUGUUAACCAAGGUGAACUCGGUAAUUGUUGGUUUUUGGCAGCUGUUGCAAAUCUAACUAUGAAUGAAAAAUAUUUUGAUCGGGUUGUCCCACCUGAUCAGUCGUUCGAUAAGAAUGAUUAUGCUGGUAUAUUUCAUUUUCGUUUUUGGCAAUACGGCAAAUGGAUUGAUGUUGUUGUGGAUGAUCGAUUGCCAACGAUCAACGGCAAAUUGGUCAUGAUGCAUUCGGAAGAAGUGAAUGAAUUUUGGGGAGCAUUAUUGGAAAAAGCUUACGCAAAGCUUCAUGGGUCAUAUGAAUCGUUGAAAGGUGGCACAACUAGCGAAGCUAUGGAAGAUUUCACCGGUGGUCUCACUGAACAUUAUGAAAUCCAAACGGAUGAAUGCCCACCCAAUUUGUUCACCAUAAUGCAUAAAGGGCAUCAACGUGGUUCAUUUAUGGGUUGCAGUAUUAGUGUGGAAGAUGCAUCUCAAAUGGAAGCCGUUAUGCAUAAUGGACUGAUUAAAGGUCAUGCAUAUUCGAUAACAUCGGUCAAAUAUGUACAUGUUGAUCAUGUACGAGUGCAAGGCAAAUUGCCAUUAGUACGUAUUCGUAAUCCUUGGGGUAAUGAAGCUGAAUGGACUGGUGCCUGGAGUGACAAAUCGCGUGAAUGGUCGAUUGUUUCAUCGGAAGAAAAACAACGAAUCGGUUUGACCUUCGAUGCUGAUGGUGAAUUUUGGAUGUCUUUUGCUGAUUUUCAGAAAAAUUUCACCAAUAUUGAAAUCACCAACUUGACUCCCGAUUCUCUUGACGAUGACAGCAAAAAAGCCUGGCAAGUAAAUUAUUUUGAAGGACAAUGGAUACCGGGUGUUAGUGCGGGCGGUUGUCGUAAUCAUUUGAAUACAUUCUAUCUAAAUCCGCAAUAUAUGAUUACAUUGACUGAACAUGAUGAUGAUGAUGAACUUUGCACAUGUGUGGUUGCAUUGAUGCAAAAAAAUCACCGUAUCAAACGCAAAAUGGGUCUCGAUAAUCUAACCAUUGGAUUUGUCAUCUAUGAAGUUAAUGAAAAUAGUUAUGGUGUUAUGAGGCAAUCCAAUGAUCAAGUAAUGCUGACUACCAAUUUUUUCAAAUAUAACGCUUCUUGUGCCCGAUCUCCUGCUUUUAUCAAUCUUCGUGAAGUCAACGGUCGCUAUCGAUUGAAACCAGGCCGCUAUUGCAUAAUACCAUCAACAUUCGAACCGAAUAGUAAAGGUGACUUUAUAAUCAGAUUUUUCACUGAAAAACCAGCCCAACAUGUCAUGGAAAAUGACGAAGAAAUGGGUAUUUCACAGAAAGAAGACAUACCAGUUUCACCGGGAACUCCUGAUGCUGAAGAUAAUACCCCAAUUUACGAUGGUCCUCCAAUCGACGAAACAAUAGUUCAUGAUUUUAAACCAGACCCGGAUCCAUUGCCAUAUGACGAUAGAGGAAAUAAUGCUUCAUUUAAUUUUGAUUUAAUGCGAAUAAUUAACAUGUGUAUACCGCUUUUUAGUAUGGCUAAUGAUUGUUACCAAGGAAGAAAUGUCAAUACUAAUGAUUUUUUCAAUACUGCAUUGAAUUCCAUUGGCAUGGGUCAUCAAAAACGAGCUAAACGGGCUACAGAUUUGAGAGAUGGUCCCAAUGAUAUUGGUGAUCCGUACGAUCAACGUCCCGAAGAGAAAUCUGCCUAUAAAUUUUUCAGUAAAAUUGCCGGUGAUGAUAUGGAAGUUGAUGCAAUGGAAUUGCAAAAAGUUAUUAAUCAUGUUUUCAAAAAAGAACUGAAAUUCGAAGGAUUUUCAGUGGAAUCAUGUCGUUCCAUGAUAGCUUUGAUGGACACUGAUGCUUCAGGUAAACUUGGAUUCGAUGAAUUUGUCAUUUUAUGGCGGCAUUUGCGCAAUUGGUCGGAGAUUUUCAAAAAAUUCGACACUGAAAAUAACAUGGCCAUUAAUUCUGGUCAACUGAAAGCUGCCUUCCGUGAAGUCGGAAUCAAUGUUAAUCGAGUUGUUUUGCGACUGUUGGUCAAUCGUUAUGGUCAUCGACCGAAAGAAGCAAAUCGAAUCGAAGAUGAAAUCUAUUUCAAUGAUUUCAUUUGUUGUGCACUGAAAAUCAAACGCUGCAUAGAAAUUUGGAAUAGCAAAAAGAUUCGAUCAUCGCCUUCAGGGCCGACUGGAUUCGGUGAUUUUGGUAGUUUGAUACCUGGAGCUCUAGGUGCAAUGGGCGCACCACGUGGAUUCGGUAAUGCAUUUUCAACUUUUGCCGGUGCGUUUGGCGGUAAUCAUCCAAUGUUCAACCGACAAAGACCAAGACCAAGCAAUGAAUCAUCUUUUACACUUGAUGAGGAAAUUCUUGGCGAAGAUCGGCUGAAAGAGAUUGUAAAACAGAGAGAUUUGAAAAUCUAUUGGGGAACGGCUACCACUGGAAAGCCUCAUAUUGCCUAUUUCGUUCCCAUGUGUAAGAUAUCGGAUUUUUUAAAGGCUGGAUGCCAAGUUACAAUUCUGUUCGCUGAUUUGCACGCCUAUCUGGAUAAUAUGAAAGCACCAUGGGAUCUACUUAAACAUCGAACCGAAUAUUAUGAAUGUUUGAUCAAAACAGUUCUCGAAUCGAUCAAUGUACCAUUGGAUAAACUAAAAUUUGUUCGCGGCACCGAAUAUCAAUUGAGUAAGGAAUUUACAUUGGAUGUAUAUCGUUUAUCAUCCAUUUUGACCGAACAUGAUGCUAAAAAAGCUGGCGCUGAAGUAGUCAAGCAAGUUCAACAUCCAAUGAUCAGCUCGCUUCUUUAUCCUGGACUUCAAGCUCUGGAUGAAGAAUAUCUUAAAGUUGACGCCCAAUUCGGUGGCAUUGAUCAAAGAAAGAUUUUUACUUUUGCUGAAAAAUAUUUACCAAUGAUGGGAUAUACGAAACGUAUUCAUCUGAUGAACCCGAUGGUUCCCGGUUUGACUGGCGGUAAGAUGAGUUCAUCAGAAGAGGAUUCCAAAAUCGAUCUGCUAGAUUCAGCCGAAGAUAUCAAAAGAAAAAUCAAACGAGCGUUUUGUGAACCGGGCAACAUUGAAGACAAUGGAAUAUUAUCAUUUUUCAAGCAUGUAUUGUUUUCAUUGUUCGAACAAAUCGUUGUUGAACGAAAAUUUGAUGGUAACGUUACCUAUACGAAUUAUAUGCAAAUGGAAAAAGACUUUCAAGAUCAAACAUUACAUCCUGGUGAUUUGAAACAAUGCACGGAAAAAUAUUUGAAUAAACUUCUCGAACCUGUUCGCGCGAAGCUCAAAGAUCCUGAAUUUAAAAAAUUAACAGAACUGGCAUAUCCCAAAGUUUCAAAAAGUAAUUAG